Corylus avellana is the source of this 729-nucleotide messenger RNA. Its product is annotated as NAC domain-containing protein 104. Gene Ontology annotation, biological process: regulation of DNA-templated transcription; system development. Gene Ontology annotation, molecular function: DNA binding. NCBI's taxonomy places the organism in Eukaryota, Viridiplantae, Streptophyta, Magnoliopsida, Fagales, Betulaceae. The record is from RefSeq and is a predicted model, not a curated record.
UGACCAAAAGUUUGAAAUCUCAUUAGCGGUGACAAAUUUUCUUUGACUUGUUUGUUUGUGUUUAGAAUCAUGUAUAGGAUGGGAGAUGGCCCUAGUACUACUGUCAAACUUCCUCCUGGUUUUCGAUUCUGCCCAACAGAAGAAGAACUUGUCCUUCACUUUCUCUUUCCCAAGGCAUCACUCUUGCCAUGCCAUCCAGACAUAAUUCCUGAUCUUGAUCUUUGUAUCCAUGAUCCUUGGGAAUUACAAGGCAAGGCAUUGUCAAGUGAAAGUAUAUACUACUUCUUCAACAAGGUGACAGAAAAUCGAGCCACAAAAAGUGGGUAUUGGAAGGAAUUGCACAUCGACAAGCCUGUCUUCACAAGUGCUGGAAACAAAGUGGGAAUCAAGAAAUAUCUUCUUUUCUUCAUUGGUGAUGCUCCAGCUGGUUUUGAAACUGCUUGGAUGAUGCAGGAAUAUCACCUUUGCAACUAUGGGGCGUGUAGUGAAGUGGUUGUAUGCCGAGUUCAUGAGAGGAAGGGCAAUCUUGAAGAAUGCUUCUGCUACAGUGAUGAUGAAGAUAAUGGAACAGAGCUUUCAAGCCCAGAUGAAAUGUUUCUGUCAAUUAUGGAUGAUCUUGAUGAGAUAAGUUUUGCCCAACUAGUAUAGGAUUAAGUGUUAGAUUAACUAGUUACUACAUGUAUACGAAAUGCAAAUCUUAGUUAAAGAAUAAAUUUGAUAUUUUAACUA